Messenger RNA from Amoebophrya sp. A120, 3419 nucleotides. The record is from the annotation of a GenBank genome assembly. NCBI's taxonomy places the organism in Eukaryota, Dinophyceae, Syndiniales, Amoebophryaceae.
UACGGGUGCUAUUUGAACAACUGCACGACGCGCCGGGGGUACUACUGCGACGACUUUGGGCAGUGCUUCGCCGCGAAAUGCGGGGAUGGGUACCGGGAUGAGGACAUUGGCGAGACUUGUGAUGACUUCAAUACGAACAACGGGGACGGCUGUUCGUCUACUUGUCAAAUCGAGCCGGGGUUCACGUGUAAAAGAAAAUCCCAGUUCGAUGCCGACAGCUGUCGUCUCUUCCACCUUAUCAACUGUAAAAAUGUCUGGGUCUGGAAGAUUUCUAGAUUUGUCAUGCACAUUUUGCAUGACUCCUGAUACCUGUGAUGCAUGCCCUAGAGUCACAGAUUUUGUGAGGGCUUCCUGAUGCCUAUACCGCAUGACAAAUGCUCUUUCCGUGUAGCAAAACUUGGACUCUCUUUGCUGCUCAUGCAAUACAGAUUUUUUUAGAAUCCAAAGUUAGCAUGACAAGUUGGAUUCUUCCAGACCCAGACAUUUUUACAGUUGAUACACCUCGCACCCUCGGAAUUUUUCAAGUACCCCAGUUACGGCUCCGAUGGGCGGUUCAUGGGGAACAGCUUCGACCUGCAGAUAUCAUAAGAACAAAGUUCGUCACGAUCACGCAUGGGUAUUUUUGCACUACAAAAAAUGCCUGUCAUGCGUAAAAAUGCAUGAUAGCCUUCUUCAAAAGGGAUUUCCCUUAGUGUUGCUGCAAUGCAAGGAAAAGUUGUGAUGCUAAAAAAAAUUGCAUUACAAAUUUCGCAUUAAAUGCAAAAUCUCCAAGAUAGUGACUGUGACAAACUUUUUUCUCUCCAUAGCAGAGGCAGGCUUUGUACUACAGUCCGCGCAAGGAUAAGAAGGUGGAAAUUGGGGCUUUCACGAAAAAUUUUGUCAACGACACAACCAACGCGGACAACGAAUUUUUCCAACAGGGCUACUCCGUCUGCCGGCAGGAGUUUUUUGCGAACGAGAAAACGAGAAGUAGUUCAGGCUCUGCAGUAUCUACUACUACCCAAAAUUUAAAUUACAAAGACGACACGAAGCCUAUGCCCGACUACCCGUCGAGCCGCGCGACGGUCAUUCCCAGGGGCUAUCUGUCCGAAGACGACAGUUUUGAGGUGGCGUUUCCAGACGACAAAGAGUUUGAAUUCUUUAGCCAAAAGUACAAAACUUUUUUCAUUGGUUCCAACGGGUAUCUCACCUUCCAAGCGCCGGACACCAGUACAACCGCGAGUCUCGCCGCGCACUUCGACCAGCCCCGGAUUUCCGGCUUCUUCGAUGAUUUGAGCCCAAAUCUGACCCCGGAUUCCUCGGUCACUUACGAGACGAAAGACUGCGUUAGCGACAGUCCGGCAGCGGCGAACAAUGAGAACUACGACAAUCUGUGCAGAAUGGUGAUCACCUACAUGAAUGUCCACCGGCACGGGCUGCAGACCUCCCAGGAGGUUUUGACGAGAAAUCUGACUCUCGACAACACGUUCCAAAUCACGCUUUACCUGAAUACGAACGUGAUCCGCAUUCUGUGGUGGAAUUUGAUGGAAUUCCCUCUAUCCUACCCGGGCUUCGUUAUCGGAAUAUCAGGGGGAAGAACCGCACUCGGUGCCCCCUACCAAAACGCCUUCGGGUCCAGCUUGUAUCUGAAGCAGGGGUACCUGACUUUGCCGACAAAUUCCGCGACUUUUCCGCGGAACACAGUUUUCGCGGACGUUUUCAAGGACUCCUUCACGAUAGAGUUUUACUACAAGGUCGAUCUGCAGGACAGACUCAAAGUGCAAACGAACCAAAUUGUGCCGAUUUUCACGACUACAAUCACCGACGCGAGCUCCGCGAACCAGCUGAAUCUGUAUUUGAACGCGGACAAUUCUCUGUCCCUCCGCCUCGCCGGGACGAACAUGCCGUCGCCGUUCACGAAGAUGGACAAGUUUCGCUUACCACUGGACACGUGGGUACACUUGGCCUUCGUCGUCGAGCGCAAAUCCACGCAGUGCUCGCUGGUCACGAAUUCCUGCACGUAUGUGAUUCUCUACGUCGAUUCGAUCCGCGAGGGGGAUGCGGAGUUGGACGAGUCGUGGCAUUUUUCCAGUGUGGAGGAAAUUUCGACAAAUGUUGCCACCAACAUCACGACGAACACGACGAAAGUCACGUAUUUGGCCCACGACUUCAACAACGGACAGGGUUUCCGCAUCGGCGGCGGCGACAUUAGCCUUCCCGACCCGACGAGCCAGAGUUCCGGGCAGUUGAGCACGCAGGCGGCGUAUUUUUACCAGUUUCGGAUUUACAAGCGAGUGCUGCAGCCGAAGGAGCUCGGGAAGUGCGAGUUCCACGAGGAUUUCGAGGCGCGAAACGCUUUGGUGGUGCAAUUCACGUUUGACCAGACUUUAUCCGAGUUGAAAAAUGGGUUGAAAGUGGACCGGUUUGGCGAGAUGGAGUUCCUGCACGAGACCCCGUCGGAAACCACCUGUGCGGCGAAAACCACGGUGGCGACUGGACUGCAGGAAACGGGCGACUUGACGGACGACUUAUCCUCCGCGCCCCUGUGCACCUUUGAGCAAACUUGCGGGAAUUUCAUUUUGGAAAAUCUCGAGGAGUGCGACGACGGAAACUUAGAUGACAGCGACGGCUGCGACAGCAACUGCCGGAUCACGACCAAUUACGCGUGCGAGUCGCAACUGAUUGCCAGUACGAAUGACUACGGGAACAGCACUUGUCAUUUAGUCCAGUGCGGCGACGGGAUAAAGGAGGGGACGGAGGCUUGCGACGACGGAAAUUUGCUCGACUUGGACGGGUGUUCGAAGGAUUGUAUCAUUGAACCAGGGUACGCCUGCACCGCGACCAGCACGUCACUCGUCUCCGGGACCUACAACCCGUCAAUUUGCAGCGGUAUCUGCGGCGACGGGCGGGUGGUUGCGAACGAAACGUGCGACGACGCGAACGAAUUGAACUUCGACGGGUGCGACGAGAACUGUGGCGUGGAAGUUGGGUACAAAUGCCUUUUAACCGAAAGACCGACAAAAUGCCUCCCGAUCUGCGGCGACGGGGUGCGAAUCGGCGGGAAAGAGGAGUGCGACGACGGGAACACGGCGAAUUCCGACGGGUGUAGCGAACACUGUAAAGUGGAGCUCAACUGGCACUGCGCGACGCCCGCCGAGCAGUCGACGCGGACGCUGAUCAACGAGUUGGGGGCGAUCAACGUGUUUGAAACCGUGAAUCCGCAGACGCAGCAGAUCGAGAUCAUGCGGAAAUACCACACUUUUGAGACGAUCAUCAACAACGACAUCAGCGAGCGGAUCGUGCCAGAAUCGUUUACGUUUGGCUUAGGUGACAACUGCAAACGGACGGUUUGUGGGGAUGGAUUAAUCGAAGGGCAGGAGGAGUGCGAUGACUACAACGGCUUCAACUACGACGGCUGCUCUUCCACUUGCAAAAUCGAG